AUGGCUUCCUCUCUCCUCCGGCCCUCUUCAUCACCAUUGCCAACAGUCUGCAUUCUUCUUCUUCUCCUUCUAGUAUCGCCGCCACUCUCAGAGUCCUCUUCUUCUCCCUCCGUCCUCCCAAGCUCCCUCUCCGCCAAGAAACUCUGCAACUCCACCCCCCACCCCGAAACCUGCCUCAAAUCCCUCAACCUCUUCGUUGACAUCAACAUCAGCCCCUCCAUCCUCACUUUCCUCCUCCAGACCCUGAAAUCCGCCCUCUCUGAGGCCUCAGACCUCGCCAGAAUCCUCGGCUCCGCCGGCGCCGGUGUCGUCGAGAACCAGCGGGCCACCCUCCAAGACUGCUGGGAGCUCCACCAGAUCAGCCUCUCCUGCCUCAGAAAGUCCUCCUCCUUCGUCCUCUCCGGCAAGAAGCUCUCCGAUGUCCGCACAUUUCUCAGCGCCGCCCUCACCAACCGCGCCACCUGCCUCGAGGGCCUCGCCGCUGCCUCCGGCCCCGCAAAGGAGACCGUAGCCGGCGCGGUGGCGGAGGCCUACAAGUCCGUCAGCAACGCCCUCUCCAUCCUCUCCAAUGUGGCACCGCCGCCGGGGGGCCGCCGACGGGGGCGACGGCACCCGCCGGGGUCCAUAUCUGGUAGCAGCCAAUUCCCCGCUUGGCUAUCACGGCGCGACCGGCGGCUGCUACAGAGCACCGACGAAGGUAGUAAUCUCAGAACCGUAGAAUCAUCUUCCCGAUCGAUUGGUAGAUUUUAAUGGUGAAAGAUGGUUUUACAGGAAAUGGGUACGAUCCGAGAUCAGUGCUCACGGUGGCGCAGGACGGCUCCGGCAACUUCACGACUAUCGGCGACGCCGUCGCCGCCGUCCCGAACAACAGCGGCGACCGCACCGUCAUCAUCGUGCGGGCUGGCGUGUACAACGAGAACGUGGAGAUCCCCAGCUACAAGACGAACGUCGUCUUCCUCGGCGACGGCAGCAACGCCACCGUGAUCCGCGGCUCCCGCAGCGUCGGCGGCGGCUGGACUACCUUCCGCUCCGCCACCCUCGGUCAGUAAAAAAGCAGCCCUCUCUCUCUCUCUCUCUCUCUCUCUCUCUCUAGGGGGCCUAGAGAGAUAAAUGACGAGUGGGUGUGGAGCAGCGGUGGCGGGGGAGGGGUUCCUAGCGAGGGACAUCGCGGUGGAGAACGCGGCGGGGCCGGAGAACGCGCAGGCGGUGGCGCUGCGUGUGAACGCGGACCUCUCCGCCUUCUACCUGUGCAGCUUCAGCGGCUACCAGGACACCCUCUAUGUGCACUCCUUUCGGCAGUUCUACAGGGAAUGCGCCAUCUCUGGCACCGUCGACUUUAUCUUCGGCAACGCCGCCGUCGUCUUCCAGGGCUGUGCCAUCCAACCCAGGAGGCCGCUCCCGGGCCAGUUCAACGCCAUCACUGCCCAGGGAAGGGACGACCCGAACGAGAACACGGGGAUUUCGAUACAGAACUGCACCGUCGUCGCCGCCGGGGACUUCGCUGGCAGCGCCACCAGGACGUACCUGGGGAGGCCGUGGAGGGAGUACUCGAGGACGGUGUUCAUGGAGACGUAUAUGGACAGCGUGGUGGAUCCGGCUGGGUGGAGGGAGUGGAACGCCACUAGAAAGGGGUUGGAGACGGUGUAUUACGGGGAGUACAGGAACAGAGGGGAAGGGGCGAGGACGGAGAAGAGGGUGGAUUGGGCGGGGCACCACCUGAUGGAGUACGACGACGCCGUCGAGUUCACCGUCGAGGCGCUCAUCUCCGGCGACGGUUGGCUCGAGUCUACUUCCUUCCCCUACGAUUAUCCCGUCUGA
Molecule: messenger RNA, 1818 nt
Organism: Spirodela intermedia
Lineage: Eukaryota; Viridiplantae; Streptophyta; Magnoliopsida; Alismatales; Araceae
Source: the annotation of a GenBank genome assembly